Messenger RNA from Cynara cardunculus var. scolymus (artichoke), 1509 nucleotides. RefSeq lists its product as uncharacterized. Gene Ontology annotation, molecular function: nucleic acid binding; zinc ion binding. The record is from RefSeq and is a predicted model, not a curated record. Bases 1 to 1509 code for a protein of 502 amino acids. NCBI's taxonomy places the organism in Eukaryota, Viridiplantae, Streptophyta, Magnoliopsida, Asterales, Asteraceae. The transcript has a single exon.
AUGGGUAGAAGUCAAGGAGGCCGAGGAGAGGAAAAUCUCCUCACAAAGGAAAUGAUAGCUGAGCAAAUGGCACAAGUCCUCCGGGAUACAUUGCAAAAUAUGCUUAAAGCAAUGUUGGGUGACAUAUUUAAAGACAAUGAAGAUGGAGAGGAGGAAAGUGUUCGACACGAGAACACUCAAGCCACUGAAAAGGUGAAAGUAUAUAUUAAAGAGAAGGUGGAGUCGCCCACCAACGAGAGAACUGAAUUGACAAUAAAGGAGAAAGGAUGUAGUAUUAAAACAUUCAAAGGCACCAAGCUGAAGGAAUUUAAGGGAAUAGAAGGCCCAGUUGGCCUGAUGAACUGGGUAACCAAGAUGCAGAGUAGCUUAAAAAUUUGUAGAUGCGUAGAAGAUCAAAAAGUGACCUAUGCUGCUACAACCUUUGUUGACUAUGCAUUGCAUUGGUGGGAGUCUGAGUGUGCAAUCAGAGGUGAUGAGGAUAUUGCUGCCAUGACUUGGGAGCAAAUGAAAAAGAUGAUGAUGGAUAAGUACUGCACACAAUCGGAGGUGAACAAGCUAGAAUCAGAAUUUCUGAGAUUAAAGCAAGGUUCGUUGUCGGUUCAAGAAUAUGAUAACGAUUUUCUUGAGAAAGCGAGGUUCGCCAGUUACCAGGUGGCUACCGAGGAGAGAAAGAUAGGUCACUUCAAAGACGACUUAAGAAUCAAAAUCAAACGGUACGUGGACAUGACAAAACCGACCACAUUUGUCCAAGCAGUGGAGAUGGUGAAGAUGGCAAAGGAGAACAACGCUAGGGAGAAUUGUGAUAGAAGAGAUGCAAAGAGGAGAUGGGAAGGAUCGAACAAGUUCAACAAGAAACCAAAAUGGACUCCGACUCUGGCAAAAACACGAAGUGAUGGAUUCACUAUUCCUCCAUGUAACAAAUGCAAUAAGAGACAUAGGGGAGAGUGUAGAGCGGGGAGCCUGACAUGCUACAAAUGUGAUAAACCUGGACAUACCGCACGGGAGUGCCCAGAAGGAAAAACUUGUUAUGAAUGUGGGGCUAUGGGACAUUUACGACCUGACUGUCCAAAACAUCGAAAUGGUGCGACACCCCACGUAAAGACGGUGAAUAAUGGAUUUGGGAAGAGAUCAGAAAAUAGGAAGGAGCUACCUAUGGGACACGACCGAGGUUCCAACAUGACUUUGAAGGAGGCCAAGGAAACACCCGACGUCGUAUCUAGUAUGUUCCCUAUCAACAAUGUGUAUGCACAUGUAUUAUUUGAUUUGGGUCCAAAUGGUAGUUUUGUGUCUACUACCUUCUGCCACUAUCUGAAUAGGAGUGCCUGUAGACUAGACAAAACUUACACUAUAGAAACAGUCGACGGUAGUCAGUGUAAGGUAGACGAAGUAUUUGAUGAAUGCACAAUUGUUAUAGAUGGUAAGGAUUUCCGUGUUAGGCUUAUGCCAAUGUGUUUAGGGGGUUUUGACAUGGUCUUGGGGAUGGAUUGGUUGUCCAACAAUCAUGCGUAA